AUGGCUCAUGCUAAAUUGGAUUUUGAUGAUGAGGCGGCUUCCCCAUUAAUAUUAAAAGACUUUGUACACAAUGAACAAGAAGAACUUGCAGAAGAAGUAUUUUUCGAAGAACUUUCAACACAAUUAGCAGAAAAUCCAAAGGCAAUGGCUGCUUUAACAGAACAAUAUAUGAAAGGUGUCAAAUCUGAUUCAACUGAUCUUGAGAGUAUACAAUUAAUUCCGGAGCCCGGAUUUGUAGUAAAAUCUCGUAUAACGGCAUCAAACAACAAAAAACAUAAAGUUGGUUCGAAAUUUUUUAUUAAUGUUUGUUACUCAAAUAAAGUACCCCGUCCACCAUCAGGUUCUAGUGAAACUGAAAUACGAAAAGCAAUGAAUGGAGAAGAGGAUUCAAAAUAUUAUGUUCCAACCGUUAUUAGUAAUUUACAAGAAGAUGAAGAUAAAGAAAAGAAUCUGUGUUAUGAUUGUGAUGCUAUAAUUCAUCCACAGCCGUAUAAAAGAACAGAAGAUCCUGAUUUUAGAUUAUAUAUAUGUGAAUUGGCAGUGGAAAUGAUUGAGGAACAAUUUAGUAUAGAAUUGGGUCGCCCAUUUGCAUAUCCAAAAUUGAGUUACAAGGGCGAUAGAAAAGUGAGACCAGUUAUGAUUCCGAAAGAAAAGAAGUCUUUAAUAACUGAAAUUCCCACGAAGCUUAACAAGCAAGCGAUAGUUGAAGAUAACGAAAAACAAACUAAAAAUGAUAAAGCUCCAGUUCAACCUAAAUAUACAGUUACAGAAGGACUUAAAGAUAAUAAAUCAUACUUGAUCAUAUCUAUUGAAACACCUUCUAUGCAAUCGGUUAAGGACAGCGCAUUAGAUUUAGAACCUAUGCGUUUAACUUUUAACUCACCCAAUGUGUAUGAUUUGGACAUUCCUUUACCUUCAAUUGUGAAUAUCAUAUCUGCGAAAGCAAGAUUUAUAAAGAAUAAGAAAAAAUUGGUUAUCAAAUUAGAGAAAUAUUUUGUUCUGUUGCUUAUGGCUGAAACUUCUAAAUCUCCUCCAUACUCUUUUUUUGAUAUAGUUGAUAAAUGUGAUACUUAUCCCUAUCCCGAUAGCGCAAGUUCUGAAACGUUAAAUAACAAUAUUCCGUUUCUUCUGGAUAAUGAUAUCAAAGUCGGUCUUCUUCUCCCUUCAACUGUUAAGGUAUUGACAGAAUAUAAUAAUCGUUUAAAAAAACCAAAGCCAUUUAUUAUAGAGAAUAAAUUCGUCAAAUUUGCUUCCCAUUUAAAUACGUUCGAAUUAAGAACAGAAGUUGUUAAAAAACUCUUUGAUAAAUGGAGGGAGGAGAAGACCUUUCCAGCUCUAUCAGGUUGGCGUGAUGAGUUAUAUCCUAUAUACGGUGAUCCAAAUAAUCCAUCAGGCGUUGCAUUUGUCAUGGAACGUUGUGCGACUCCAUUAUUUGGUGUGUUGACUUUUGGAGUUCAUUUGAAUGGAUUCAUUCGGACUGAUCAAGGUGAACUAAAAAUGUGGGUGGCAAAACGCGCAAAGACGAAACCCACUUGGCCCGGAUGGUUGGAUAAUACCGUAGCAGGUGGAAUUCCACAUACGUUAAGUGUAACAGAAUCAGUCAUUAAAGAAUCAAUGGAAGAAGCUAGUUUACCUGCAAAAGUCGCAGAAAAAGCUCUUCCUACAGGUGCGAUUUCUUAUUUUAUAGAAACACAAUAUGGAUUACAACCUGAAGUUCAGUAA
This is a messenger RNA of Funneliformis geosporum, 1722 nucleotides long. Lineage: Eukaryota; Fungi; Glomeromycota; Glomeromycetes; Glomerales; Glomeraceae. The record is from the annotation of a GenBank genome assembly.